CCUUGGCUUCGUUCUCUCCUCCUACAGAGCCCUCCGCUCUCUUCUUGGAAUAAGAAUUAUUCUUAGGAAUCUAAUCUUUCUUCUUUCUCUCUCUACAUUUCCUCUGCAAAUUUUCUCUUCUCUGUCUCUCCGAUUAGAUUCUCUUUUACGUAUAUAUUAGUUCAACAACUUCUUAGCUUCUCCGUUGCCAUAGAAGAUGAUGAGUACCGUCGUCAAGAUCGAUGGGGAAGAACCAACCGACCUUCUUGACGAUCUAUCGGCCCAAGAACAGACGAUGAGCACCGUCAUCAAGGUCGAUGGUGAAGAACUGGCCGACCUUCUUCAUGAUCUAUCGGCCCAAGAACAGACAAUAAGUACCGUCGUCAAGAUUGAUGAUCAAGAAUCAACCGACCUUCUUGACGAUCUAUCGGCCCAAGAACAGACAACGAGUACCAUCGUCAAGAUCGAUAGUCAACAACCAACCGACCUUCUUGACGAUCUAUUGGGCCAAGAGCAGAUUGCAGUGGAGCUUCCUCAAGUGAAGUGUGGGGAUGGUCAUCAUGGGGUUUGUGCCAUUUGUUUGUCUAAGAUAAUUCUUCAAGAAACUGCCCUUGUAAAAGGUUGCGAGCAUGCCUACUGUGUGAUGUGCAUACUUCGGUGGGCCACAUAUAAAAAUGAACCAACAUGCCCUCAGUGCAAACAUCCAUUUGAGUUCCUCCACAUUCAUCGGUCGCUUGAUGGAAGUAUGCAUGAUUUUUUGUUUGAGGAGAGUGUUUGCCUCCUCCUUAGAGCCUCGUGGUUCAAGCCUUUAGUUGUGGAGGACCAGGGGGAGGUGGAUGAUGAGGUGGAGGACUUGUAUCUCUAUGAGGAUGAUGGGGAAGGUUUAGAUGAUGUUUACUUGGCCAGUUCAUCAAGUUUCCGCAUAGGUAACCGGAGAUGGGGUGAUAAUGGAUAUGUUAGGGCAGGGCGGCAACAAGCAAGGCCAGUUUCUCAUCCAAAUGUCCAGGGGUCUGGUGCUGGUCCAUCACGUGAACCUAAGAAGAAAGAGAUUGCAAAAGAUACCGUUGGACGAAGGGCAAAAAGGGCACUAAAGCGUGAAGCUGCCGAUAAGGCAGCUGCUGCCAAACAUCAGCAGCAUUUGUUGAGGUUGGGCCGGAUGUGAUGCUCUGAUUGUGAUUGCCUUCUGCAGCCUUCAUCCUUGCAAUUUGCUGUUUGCUUGUACAGAAUAUUUGUUAAUAAUGACAUGGUAGAUGUAGGGUUUCUAGGUUAUAAUGGGCUCUCACUGCCCCCUUCUAUGUUCAAAUUCAAGUGCUUGAUCAUUGCACUGUGCUACCAUUGCACUUCUGACUGAACUUUGCUCAGGUUGUACAUUCAGGUCCAAUGAAUUUUAGUUUAGGAUUGGAGUUUAUAUUACUCCAAUGAUCAAAAGUUUGUGGGCAUUGAUUGAUCUGCAAAAUUUGAAUAGGCGUGGCUGCCGGAAAUAAAUGAAAUAAAUAAAACAGAAAGAAGGUCUAUAAAUUUGGGACUGAAAUUAGGAUGUCCAAAAAACUUUGAAACUGAUACCAAUUUAACUGCCAAUCCACCCUAUUGAUUAUUUUCUUGGCUUGUUUUAGUAGUUUUAGCACUUUAUUGUUAUUUCUUGAAAAUAUGUAGGAUCUUUGAGCAAAAAUUGGAAUUGACAAGUUCUAAAGUAGUGGAAGCUUGAAGGAAAAAAUUGAAAGAAAAAAAAAUCUAAUUU
Ilex paraguariensis (yerba mate) is the source of this 1717-nucleotide messenger RNA. The record is from the annotation of a GenBank genome assembly. Lineage: Eukaryota; Viridiplantae; Streptophyta; Magnoliopsida; Aquifoliales; Aquifoliaceae.